Messenger RNA from Orbicella faveolata, 1002 nucleotides. RefSeq lists its product as uncharacterized. Gene Ontology annotation, molecular function: protein binding. The record is from RefSeq and is a predicted model, not a curated record. Lineage: Eukaryota; Metazoa; Cnidaria; Anthozoa; Scleractinia; Merulinidae.
GUUGUUUUUUGUCGUUUAGUUCCUGGUUAUGUUCCAUGGGUGUAUGGAUACAAUUAUGGUCCCAACUCUCUCGAGAUUAACUGGUCUCCUAUACCUGAAGAAGAUACCCAUGGAGUUCUUCUUGGCUACGUCGUUUAUUUCAGGCGCUAUGGUUCCUACGAGAACUUCACCACUGUCAAAGUGAACGCAAGUAGCCGAGUAUUGAGGAUUACAGGUCUCAUGGAGGCCACGAGAUAUGAAAUCAAAGUCGCAGGUCGUACAUCUGUUGGAGAGGGUCCUUUGCGCACCACAUAUGAGAGCACAGCUUGUGGACAGACCUUCAAUGGUACAACAAGUGAAAUCAAUGUAAUAACCUCAUACUAUUCAGGAUAUUGUUACUGGGAAAUCCAUUCACCUUUAGUGAACUCAAGCGUACUUCUCGUUGUUCAACGUUUCCAAAUGCAGUAUUGCUGGUAUGGUUAUGUUACAGCUCGCAAGGGCCAAAGCAUCAACCUUUGCGGUAAAAAGGAACCAUUUGCAUUUCUCAUUCCGGGAGGCUAUGCCCAUGUGAGACUUAACCUGAACUAUUAUUAUCAUACGACAUUGAAGGCUUUGUAUUUUGUGAUGAACAACACAGGCUUAGAUGCUUCAUAUCAACGUGACUGGAAUGUCACAGUCGGCAACAUCAGUUCUACAACAGUCAAUGUCAGUUGGUUGCCUUUGAAUAGCAGCAGCUUAAAUUCCACUGACAUAUAUGGUUAUGUAGCUGUUUGCAUACGGAGAGGUAGCAGUGACAUUCUUCUGUUGAGUGUAGAGAAUGCUUCAUCUUCAAAGACCGUGGUGCGCAAUCUGAAACCCUACAGCAAUUACGAAGUCAAGAUUGUUGCUCUCCUGAAAGAUCGAGUAACUAAUGUAACAACACUGAAAAGCAGCGAGAAAACUGACAUACGUACGAAAGAGGGCGGUAUGUAAUUUGGUAUUUGUAACUUAUUAUGUUCAAAGUGCCUAUGAAGUAAAAAAAAA